Molecule: messenger RNA, 7227 nt
Organism: Drosophila willistoni
Lineage: Eukaryota; Metazoa; Arthropoda; Insecta; Diptera; Drosophilidae
Gene: Dscam3
Product: Down syndrome cell adhesion molecule-like protein Dscam2
Exons: 33
Coding region: 513-6680 (2055 amino acids)
Biological process (GO): axon guidance; cell-cell adhesion
Cellular component (GO): plasma membrane; axon
Molecular function (GO): protein binding
Source: RefSeq, a predicted model, not a curated record
AACUGUUUGGACGUGUUAAGCGGACGAAAUUGCAAAAAAUUGUUGUCAGUGCCGAACGCCUAUGGCCAGAGUGUAUUAGUGAUGUUAGCUGCCAACAUAUGUGUGACUUUUUAGAAGUUUUAGUGUACCAGUGACCGUGUGUGUGUGUGUGAGUGACUCUGUGUGUGAGCACGGGCAAUCUGCCAAAAAUAAUAAAAUCACAAUUCUAUGGCAGACAACUCAAUGUAACUGUUAGCUGGCAAAGGAUUCAGUUCCAGCAACGCCGCUGUGUCGCGUCCUGUGGCCAAAGAUAACGAGGUACAUACAUAGAUGUUUUCCCAACAACAAGGACAACGGCGGAAGUUUUUGAAAUAUUUGUAGAGAAGCAAACAAAAGGCCAGGCGAGGUUCAUGUGUGGACUGAUCCCAGGACCAAAAAUAAACAAUACAAACAGCAUAAAGACAAAACCAGUGAAAAUUUGCCUCAAUUAAAUUCUCCUACACAUUUAAGCAAACAUCAACACAUGCAACGGAAUGGAUUUAGUCAAGCACAUAGUAAACCAGGCCAAAAUAGUGCUCCUGCUGGUGUUGGCCCCUUGGUACGUUCUGGCCACAAGCGGCUUACGUGUACCCACAUUUCUGCUGGAACCCUCUCCGCGUCUAUUCUUUGGGAACGAUAGUGGGGCACAGGUUAGCUGCACAGCACAUGGGAAUCCGCCGCCAGUCGUGUCCUGGGUGUUACGCGAUGGCACGCUGGCAACACAAGUGCCAGGACUGAGAAAAAUAUCUGGCAAUGGCACAUUGCACUUCCCACCAUUUUUGGCGCAAUAUUAUCGCACGGAUGUGCAUGAAGCCACCUACCGAUGCCGGGCCAGCAACGAGGCGGGCACCAUAUUGAGUCGGAAUGUGCAGGUGCAAGCAGUGGUCCGUCGUCAAUUCCAUGUGCACGUGGAAAACACUGAAGUCUAUUUGGGAAAUUCGGCGUUGAUUAAGUGCGCCAUACCGGAAUAUGUACGUCCCUAUGUGCGCGUGGCCAGUUGGCAUCGUGGUGAGGAGAUACUACUGCCGGAUCUGUCGGAUGUGGCGGGUCGCUAUGUGGUGCUAGCUGCCUCCGGUGAUCUAUACAUCCGUUCUGUGCGUUCCGAGGAUGGUUUGAUGAAAUUUAGCUGUCUGGUAACAAAUACAUUGAAUGGUGAACGUCAACGCAGCGAUGCGGUAACGCUACAAAUCAAAGAGCUAAGCAAAAAUUUGGCACCGCGUACCACACAGAAACCCGUAAUGGAAAUCCAAGUUGAGCGUGGAAAUGAUGUGCAUCUUCCUUGCAAUAUUCAAGGAAAUCCAUUUCCCAUAUUCACCUGGUAUCGUGUUUCCGAUUCGGCGGCUCUAUAUCCCAUACCCUCAUCACAGCGUGUGAUACUUUCACGAACGUUGUUGCUCAUCAAAAAUGCUGACGAACGCGAUGCGGGCAAGUGGAUUUGCCAGGCGUCGAAUCAGUUUGGCGAGCAGCGCAUCGAAAUACGCCUCAAUGUCAAUUCGUAUGUGUCUGUGCAUAUAUUGCCGCAAGUUCAAAUUGUCAAUUCGGGCGGAACGGCAAUUUUCAAUUGUACAACAACGGGUUCAGCGAUCGAUGCCAUCGACUGGCUGCACAAUGGAAAACCGCUGCAAGAGAAUCAUGCACUAGCCACUGGCAGGGAUAACAUACGCUUUCUGUCGAAGAGUUCGUUGCUGGUACAGAAUGUGGGACGACGCGACCGCGGUGUCUAUCAAUGUCUUGUCGAGAAUCAGCGAGCCAGUGCACAGGCCAUGGCCGAACUGAAGCUGGGCGACACUGUGCCCGAAUUGAUUUACACCUUCAUUGAGCAGAACGUGCGUCCGGGACCAUUAAUAUCGCUUAAGUGCUCUGCCAGCGGCUCUCCGCCACCGCAAUUUGCCUGGCUUUUGGACUCCCAGCCCAUUAUGGAUGUCUCGCUGCAUCAUCGAUUUGCAAUUGGGCAAUUUGUCGACAUGUCUGGCGAUGUGAUAAGCCAUUUAAAUAUCUCACAUGUGCGUCCGGACGAUGGUGGCCUCUACAAGUGUGUGGCCAGUAAUUCGAUGGGCAGUGUACAGCAUUCGUCCAGGUUAAAUGUUUAUGGACCACCGUAUGUGCGAGCCAUUGGACCGAUUAAAGCUGUUGCCGGCGAGGAUAUAACUGUCCAUUGUCCAUUUGCCGGCUAUCCAAUCGAACAAAUUAGAUGGGAGAAGGCGCAUCAGGAAUUGACAACAAGCAUGCACUACGAGUUGGCCACAGUGCUCGAGGGCGGACAUCUUGUCAUCAAGAAUGUGGAGCCAAGUCGGGAUCAAGGCAUCUACACGUGCAUUGUGCGGAGUCGGGCGGGUGAGGAGGCGAGACGCGACAUGCAACUGAAUGUGAACAGUCCGCCUGUCAUUGAGGCCUUCAAGUUUCCUAAGAAUCUACAAGAGGGUGGUCGCGCCCAAAUCACCUGUGCAGUGUCCUCCGGCGACAUGCCCAUCUACUUUAGCUGGAAAAAGGAUGAGAGCACCAUAUCCAGCAGUUUGCAGAUUACGGAAAAGAAAGAGGAAUUCUAUUCGCUGUUGGUGUUUAAGGAUAUCAGUUCGAGGCACAGUGGGAAAUACACCUGCUAUGCCAGCAAUGCGGCUGCCAAGGUGAACUACACGGCAGAGUUGCAAGUGCGAGUGGCCCCACGUUGGAGCUACGAGCCUAUGGACACGGCCAUUAUGCUGGGCAAUACAAUAUCGAUAAAUUGUGAGGCGGAAGGAUAUCCAAUUCCAGCCAUUACCUGGUUCAAGGGACAAGGCAAAACCUCCAAGGACUUUAAGGCAUUGAGCAUGCGUAAUCACUCGCUAUUGCUGAACCUUGCCACUGAUAACGAUGAGGGUUAUUACAUGUGCCAGGCCACAAAUGAAAUAGGAGUCGGUCUCAAGAAGAUAAUACGCAUCAAUGUUAAUGAACCUGCCCGCUUUGAGCAACCUGCACGCAAUAUUAGUUCACGUCGGAAUGAUCCUGUUACCCUGGACUGCCAGGCCAAAGGCGAUGAGCCAAUCACAAUUGGCUGGACUCACAAUAACGGACGCAUCGAUUUGAAUAACUUUCGUUUUAGCAUUGCCGAGAUGAAGACCGAGAAGGGGGUGGACUCCCAGUUGACCGUGGCCCAUUCGGACCGUCAUGAUUCGGGCGUUUAUCGUUGCAUAGCCGAGAACCCAUAUGGCCGGGCGGAACAAAUCAUUUAUCUUGCCGUACAAGAACGUCCCGACACACCAUCCAAUUUGGAGAUCUUUGAAGUCGGCUCUCGCACCGUCAAACUUAGCUGGCGGCGUCCCUUUGAUGGCAAUUCACCAGUACUAAGCUAUCUUGUUCAAUAUCAGGCCCUGAAAUAUCUGCAAUCACACGCAUCCCUUGGAGCAGCUGGCGGCAACUGGAGCGGCAUGAAUGUCAUCAAUGUGAGUCUGCCGUCGACAAGCAUUAGUCGCAGCUAUGACAGUGAUUUGAGAGAGAGUGCCAUAGUGGCAGGUCUUACGCCAGCCACAACAUUCCUCAUUCGCAUGCAAGCCAUCAACGAGAUUGAGCGCAGCUCCUACACCGAGGCAAUCGUUCUCAAGACACAGGAGGAGGCGCCCACCGAGGCCCCGGCCAAUGUGCAAGUGCAGACGGGAGGCGAAAGCGAGUUGAUUGUCACCUGGCAGAUUCCACCCCGAGAGUCGUGGAAUGGCGAGCUAAUUGGCUACACCGUCAACUGCAGCGAAGAGAAACAGAACAUCAACUACAUUAGCGUCGUCAACAACUCACUGAAGUCGGUAAUCGUUAGUGGCUGGGCCACCACCAAGGCCACUUUGCGGAGUCUGCGUAAGUACACCCGCUAUGCGGUAACUGUGCGGGCCAUCAACAGCUUUGGCUCUGGACCGUGGAGUGCGGCCAUCUUUGGCACCACCGCCGAGGGAGUCCCAGAGGCUGCACCCCAGAAUGUCAAUUGUACGCCGUUGUCAUCGCAAAGCCUGAAGAUUUCAUGGCAAGAACCGCCGCUGCAAUUCCAUGGCGGUAUCAUACAGGGCUAUAAAAUUUUAUAUCGCCCGAUUGUGCAUCAAAUUGACUUUCCAGCCAAGCUAGAAAUCAAACGAACCUCAAAUCUGGAGACCUAUCUGCAUACGCUACACAAGGCCAGCAACUAUUCUGUGCGCGUUCUGGCCUAUACGGCCAGCGGCGAUGGCCUGGCCAGUCAGCCGUUAUAUUGCCAAACCGACGACGAUGUGCCCGAUGCUCCGUCUGCCAUAAAGGCCGCUGCCCUGACUGCUGAUUCGAUUUUAAUUUCAUGGCUGACGCCGAAAAAUCGCAACGGCAUCAUUUCGCAUUAUACGGUGUAUGCGCGGGAGGCGGGCCGCAAGGGUCAGGCCAAAACCCACAUGGUGCGUGUGGAUGAGAAUGGCUAUCCAGUGACAUUCGAGGCACGCAGUCUGGCCGAGAAUCAAAUGUACGAGUUCUGGGUAUCGGCAUCAACCUCAGUGGGUGAGGGUGAGCCCACUUCUGUGGUUGCCCAGGCCACCAAUACCCGAGCACCUGCUCGCAUAGCCUCGUUUGGUCAAUUGGUGCGAAAAGCAGUGGGCACUAGUCUGCUCCUGGAAUGCAAGGCAGUGGGCAAUCCCACGCCUCGUGCUCGCUGGCUAACCCGUGAUCGACCCGUGACCUUUAGUCCCUUUUACGAGGUGACCAAUGAGGGUAAUUUGAAGAUACACCGCGUCGAAGGAAGCCUCUCCGGAAAUUACACGUGCACGGCGAACAAUCUCUUUGGCAAUGACGAAAUCCAAUAUCAGGUGAUUGCCAUGAAGCCGCCAGCUGCCCCACAAAUCAUUGUGCAAUACGCUUCCGCUGACAGCAUACGUGUCAGUUGGGAUGCGCCAGACGAUGGCGGUGCCCCGUUGCAGGGCUACAGCAUCUCGUAUCAUACGGCGGGCGAAAGUUGGUCGCUAACCGAGCUACUGCCAGAGAACAACGCUUACACGAUUACAGGACUGAAGUGCGGAAAUCAGUACAUUAUAAAAAUGUCCGCUCACAAUAUGGUUGGCUCUGGUGUGGCCAGUGAGGAAAUUAAUGUCUGGACCAAAGGCAAAGCCUCCCAGGCGCCAAAUGGUAAUGAACUAAUUGCCACCAAUGCGACAUGUGUGAAUUUGAAGCUGUCAUCGUGGCAGAAUGGCGGCUGCGAUAUUCAUCAUUUCUCCAUAGAGCAUCGACCUCUGGGCGACAUACGUUGGACAGUUGUCACAUCGGAUAUUUCGAAUGCUGAGGAAAAUCGUAAAAAUUUAAUAUUCUGCGACUUUCUGCCAGCCAAAUGGUACCAACUGCGCAUCUCUGCCACCAAUGAUGCGGGCAAAACGACCGAGCAUUAUCAUUUCAGCACAACGAGCAUUGAUGGCAUCACCAUACCACCGCCUCCUGUAUUCCCCUCGGAAAACGAUUUGAUGAACAAUCUGAUAAACUCAACAAAUCCAACCAACGGUGAUUGGUUAGCGACAUUAAUUGUCCUUGUCAUAAUCACAAUGGCCAUCAUAACGAUCGCCUUGACUAUCAAACAUCGUCGUGCGCUUUGUGGUCCCAUGGCAGAAGGUUAUGAGUCCCGCACCCUGCCCGGUGAAUUCAAAGAGGAUCAUGAGAAUAGAAGGAAUCAGCAAGUUUAUAGCGCUUCUCCAGUGAAAACCGUGGAUAAGGGCAAUGAAUCGGAAAUGUACGAGAUUUCGCCAUAUGCUACAUUUAGCGUGAAUGGCGGACGAACUGGGGCACCAGCCAAGACGCCUACACGUGCCGUGGCUGCCCAGACACCUCUUGACUAUACGAUGCAGUUCAAGACAUUCGGGCAUCCAGAGGGCGAGAAUCUAAAUGCCACUGCCUAUCCUUUGUUGCCCACUUCGGGCUUUGGGCAUGUCAAGAGCAAGUCCAGUUGGCACAAGCAGCGCUAUUACAACACGGACGAUGAGUCCACGCUGAGCAAAUCAAUGACAAUUGUGGCUGGCUCACAGGCGGGUCACUCCAAGAAGUCUGCUGGGACCCGGAGCUCAAAGAACAGCAAUGCUGGAGUUGUAGCCGAAUCCGAAUCAGACACCAGCAUUAGUCCAAGUACCGAGUUCUCUAAUAUGCCCACCUAUAGAGUUCCUUGCAAAUCCUCACGCAGCAAUGAUGGACGCGCUGUCGUAGAUAUGUUCCGGCCCGACUCGAGCACCGAGUCCAACAAUGAUCAGGGCUCUCCGGCCCCCGAGCGACGACUGAAUACGCCACGUCACCUGAACAUGGGCAUGGAGAAGCGCAGCUCUGGGCAACGGAGUCGCAAACACACGGCUCAGCCGAGCAAUCACACGUUGGAGCGGCGAAAGUGCCCUGGUAGUAGCAACAGCUUAGACAGUGAGGUUGAAGCGGAAACUGCUGCCUCAUUGGCCGCUUCAAUAGCUGCCAUGACUGGUGGCAACGGCGUCGGCGGCGGAGACACUGAUUUAAAUGGCGGUUUUCGUCCGCCCACCGGUUUUCACGAUGCACGCGAAUUUAGUGAUCAGGAUGCCCUGGAUCUGGAGGUGCAGCGCGUCAUGGAGAAUACCAGCGAGGCGCAAUUGGCCAAAAUUGAUCGCGAUGAAUUAACCUCACUGUUGGCAAGGUAUCACGAGAAGAAGGAGCAGGAGCGCCAUGAAUACACCAUACACGUGUAAUCCAUAUAAAUGGCAUUCUAAACACAGACUACACACACACACACCCACACACUGAGAAAUAGAUAGAGAUUUAAGAGAUACUCGCAUACAGAGAUAUUUAAUCUGUGUGUCCUUUGAAAUUGUGGCAUUUAUAGGCAUUUAACCAGAGCAUAAACUCAACCUUACGAAUAAACAUAAAUGUGUUGUUCAUUAUUAAGUGUAAAUCUUAGUCAAACUAAAAAAAAAAACAAAAUAAACAACUAGUCUAGAGUAAGCAACCAACUAAAGACUACAACAUCUAGCUAUAAAUAACUAAGAACUCUCUAACUGACUACCAAAAACAAAAAGGACUUGCAAAAUUAUUGAUAGCUCUAGCCUUUACACAUUACACACACACAGACACACAGGUACACAUUUAAGUAUACACAAUAUAGAUAUAUCUAUGUAAUUCAAUUUGUUGUGAUAAAUUAUAUUGUUCAGAAUUGCUCGUUGAUGUAUUAUAUGGAAUAUUAUUACAACUUAUUAACUUGAAACGAAAGUGUCCCACUCAAUUGGCUUAGAGAAAAGG